Molecule: messenger RNA, 669 nt
Organism: Saccharomyces mikatae IFO 1815
Lineage: Eukaryota; Fungi; Ascomycota; Saccharomycetes; Saccharomycetales; Saccharomycetaceae
Gene: ERG2
Product: C-8 sterol isomerase ERG2
Exons: 1
Coding region: 1-669 (222 amino acids)
Biological process (GO): ergosterol biosynthetic process
Cellular component (GO): endoplasmic reticulum
Source: RefSeq, a predicted model, not a curated record
AUGAGGUUUUUUCCGCUCCUUUCGCUGAUUGGUGUUGCAGGCUACAUUAUGAACGUGCUGUUCACUACUUGGUUGCCAACCAAUUACAUGUUUGAUCCAAAAACUCUGAACGAAAUAUGUAACUCGGUCAUCAGCAAACACAACGCAACAGACAACAACUCCACUGAAUAUCUGCUACAAGAUAUCAGAGACGCACUUGCCUCUCAUUACGGGGACGAAUACAUCAACAAGUACGUCAGAGAAGAAUGGAUUUUCAACAAUGCGGGUGGGGCAAUGGGCCAAAUGAUCAUUCUACAUGCAUCUGUAUCCGAGUAUCUAAUUAUAUUCGGCACGGCUGUUGGUACAGAAGGUCACACCGGUGUUCACUUUGCCGAUGACUACUUCACCAUCUUACAUGGUACGCAAAUCGCGGCUUUGCCAUAUGCCACCGAAGCAGAAGUCUACACUCCUGGUAUGACCCACCACUUGAAGAAGGGAUACGCCAAACAAUAUAGCAUGCCAGGUGGCUCCUUUGCCCUGGAACUGGCUCAAGGCUGGAUCCCAUGCAUGUUGCCAUUUGGGUUUUUGGACACUUUCUCCAGUACCCUUGAUUUAUAUACUCUAUAUAGAACUGUCUACUUGACUGCUAGGGACAUGGGUAAGAACUUAUUGCAAAACGGAAAGUUCUAA